Messenger RNA from Dreissena polymorpha, 3620 nucleotides. Its product is annotated as putative tyrosinase-like protein tyr-3. The transcript is spliced from 8 exons. NCBI's taxonomy places the organism in Eukaryota, Metazoa, Mollusca, Bivalvia, Myida, Dreissenidae. The record is from RefSeq and is a predicted model, not a curated record. Gene Ontology annotation, molecular function: oxidoreductase activity. The coding region runs from base 1 to 1587 and encodes 528 amino acids.
AUGUUUUACAAAGGAGUCUUUGGUGUGAGCCUUUGGUGUACGAUAGCCGCUUUUGUGAAUGCCCAGCAGCCCUGCCCGAGCGAUGUGUUUGUGAAACCAGCAGAGGUCCUAGCGUGCGAGCAACGUGCACAGAACGAGCCUGUGAACCAAACCUUAGCUGCCGAGGCGUGCCUGCGGACGUACUUUGUGAACAGAGUCACGGCCAACCCCUUGCUACCAGAAGACUACGCUAUGCUCGGAGAAUUCGCCGCGAAAAAGUUCGGGAAAAAUCCACCUGCUAGCGGCUACCGAAUAAGACGCGACAUCAGAGUUCUCACAGUCACCGAGCGACAGAAGCUCUUCCGUGCGUUCAACGUUUUGUACAAGACGGGCGUGCUGCAAAGGUUUGCACGUCUCCGCGGCCAACAGGUUCUCCGGAAACACCGCGGGGCCAGCUUCCUUCCCUGGCAUCGCGUCCUCUUGGCGGCGGUAGAGGAGAAGCUGCGUGAGAUCGAUCCGGAAGUGUCGCUGGCUUACUGGGACUACACAGCAGACUACUAUCUACCACUUCCAUCGGACUCUGUCAUCUGGAGCCCGUGCUUCGUCGGCAACGGUGAUGGUAUCGUCCGCGAGGGUCCCUUCCGGUUCAUGUACGGCGGCUUCAACACGCUGAUCAGUCGCGACAUCGCGCCGAACGGAACCUGUCCACCCCGCUUGAUCAACAAGGACGAUGUUGACGAGUUGAUGAGAUAUUGCUAUUAUGCGAACAUCACUACCGGAAAUACGAAGACCUACUACACGCAGCCCCACAAUCUCGAGAUCAUCCAGAAUGGCGUCCACAUGUGGGUGGGCGGUGACAUGUCCAACACGCCGGCGGCUCUAUACGACCCCGUGUUUUUCUUGCACCACGUUUUCAUCGACUACAUCUGGGAGCAGUUCCGGACCCGACAGUCGUCCUUGAGUUGCCGAGUGGACGUUGAGAGAGACUACCGGGAACCAGGCGACUACGCAGUCGACAACUUCCCCGGCCACGCCCCCUGGGAGGAGAUGCACGGAUUCGAGUAUCUGCAGAACCGCGACGGUCUGUGGCGCAACUGGACAACCGCUUUUUACGGCUACGAACCGGCGCCGAAGUGUCCCGACUGCGGAAAUUCGGAGAACCUCUACUGUGACAGAGAAAUCGAUCCGCGCCGACCGGAAGGCGUCUGUGUGACGAAGACGAAGUUCUUUUGCGUCGAUCAGCCCCCAAUGGACGUUGAAAGAGACAAACCGUUUCAAGAGCAGCUAGGUGGCGGUGCAAUUGUUACCCUGGGAACUAGAGAAGAAGGGCUGCCAGGGGACGGUCGUACCAGAUUCAUGUCACAGGAAGAGGGCCUUGCUAUUCUCAGAGAGCAGGUUGGGCACAUGACCGCGUCACCGCCAUCUGUAACGUUGAAUGCAAAGGAACCGGACGCACCAGGGAACCUAAAGCCAACGCUGACAUUGAAUCUGCACGAGGAAUUGUACGUUAUUUCGAGCGCUUACAGCCAGAGGGCGCUCGGAAAGUACGAGGCAAUCGUCCGGGCUCUGUUCACCACAACUGCCGUGAUCCUUGCCAGUUUGAUUUAAGUAUUUGCUGCAACACGAUCCUGCCAUUUGUGUAGUUUGAAUGAAUUAGUUACUGGAUAACGAUAAAUUUAGUAGACAACCGUCUCUAUUUGAAUGAAUGGUUUCAGGCAGCGUUUGACAUAAUAUAGUGUAAUUUUAUCAAACAGUGUUAGCUUUUGGUGCAGUUUACACGUUUGUUGAUGCAUGGUUAGGAUUAGAAUUAGGAGUGUACUUACUCAUAUAUCUAGCUACUGUAUGACAUAACUCCCCUUCUUUAUGUAUCUAGUUACUCUAUGACAUGACUUUAUUUCUUCAUAUAUCUAGCUAUUCUAUAACAUGACUUUCCUUCUUCAUAUAUCUAGCUACUCAAUGACAUGACUUUCCUUCUUCAUAUAUCUAGCUAUUCUAUGAAAUGACUUUUAUUCUUCAUAUAUCUAGCUUCUCAAUGACAUGACUUUCCUUUUUCAUAUAUCUAGCUACUCUAUGACAUAACUUUCCUUCUUUAUACUGUAUAUCUAGCUACUCUAUGACAUAACUUUCCUUCUUUAUACUGUAUAUCUAGCUUCUCUUUGACAUGACGUCCCUUCUUCCUACUUUUUAUCUAGCUACUAUAUGACAUGACUUUCCUUCUUCAUACUGUUUAUCUAGCUACUCUAUGACAUGCCUUUCCUUCUUCACAUAUAUAGCUAAUCUAUGAAGCUUGAUACAUAUUCUGAUCAUAAAUAGCUUCUCUACAAUGUUUGAGCUUUUUUUCUCAUAUAACUUAUAUUCUAUUCACAAACAACUCUAUUGCUCAUUGGACCUUACAACUCUUUGACAUAUCCUUUCUCUGCAGCAUCUUAACGGUUAUCUCACAAACAUUUGCGUCACCACUAUACCAUAAUUUUCGCAAUUCUGCACGAAUUUAUUAUAUUUCUGGCACUUUUUUCAUUAAAUCCUGAAUCGAUUCACUCUGUUAUUAUCCUUACGUUUUUAAUAGUUUUCUCAUCAUCUAAAAUAUCUUUUGCUUUAUGUGUAUAUUUGUAGCUUUUAAAGUAUGUAUUUCCACAUUGAUAUACUGUACAGCAUCUCUUUUUAUGUAACAUCAACCUCCUGGGAAGUUGUAAGAGUAGUUUGCUUAGAAUUUAAAAGCUUGUUCACAUUAUAUAAUUGAGUAGUUUCUUUGCAGCUGAAAACGUAAGCAACAACUAUCAUACCUUCGUGUAUUUCUAAACAUCCAAACAUCAAAAUAACCAAGAAACCUAAAAUAGAUACAUUGUAGGUUCAAACUAAAAUUAACAAGUACUAUACUGCUAAAUUCCUUUAUAUUUUGUUCAUAAUUUUGAAUCGAACUGCGUGUUUUAUUGUAAAUAUAAAUAACUUAAAUUUUGUAGCAUCUAUGUUAAUCUCUAUAUAAUCAUGUGGGCAUAUAUGCAAUAUGUAAUAUUUAACACUUUGUAUGGUUUGGGAACAUAAUAGGCGAUGGAAUAAUAAUAAAUUGUUUAUUUUACAACCAACAUAAUAAAGUAUUGUUUUACUUGUUUUUGUUAUUAUUUACAGGGCAUAUACACCCAACGUGUUCCAUUGUGUCCUCAAUGCUAUGUUUUAUAAAAGUGUGAGAUACCAAACUACGCUUCCAGCUUUGUUGAUUUGUUUCUGUAUACAUAUAAAGUAUACUGUUGUGUAAACAUCGUUUAUUGAUGCAAACUUAAAUUGCCUAUAUAUACUUUCCAUCAUAUUGCUCUGGUUAAAAAACAACAACUGGUUAUUGGUUGACUAUUGACCAAUUUUAAAACAAACUAUAAAUGAAAUUUAGUAUGAUGAUUGCAUUUUAUAUCGAUAAACUUAUUUGCAUAAUUUGUUUUGAAUGUAUACAAGCUUUCAAUUUUAAUAUGCUUUUGUAUGUAAUUUUACGUUUUUGUUGUCCAUCGGAGUUGCCCAUUACUAUUUCCAAGAUGAACAAAAUACAACUAUUGUUUUUACUGAUUUGUAAGCAUGCGACUUCGAAAUGUACUGCCACGAAAGUUGUAUGUGGAAAUAAAAUGUGCUUUUUAUGUUUAUCAUAUUAUGUAACG